AAAAAUAUACAUAUUUUCUAAAUAAUAAAAUACAGGAUAAUGGAAAUGCAGAUGUUUUUCAUACUUUGGAUUUUUGUAAUGCCUUAUUUUACAGACUCAACUGCAGCUAAAGCCAGAAAUCUUGCUUUAUAUGGCAAGGCCACACAAUCAGACCUGGUCGAGAAUCCUUGGUCAGCAGAUGGCCAUGCCAGUAAUGCUAUUGAUGGCAAUCGUGACCCACAUUAUAAUCACGGAUCUUGUACUGCUACUACAUUGCAAGAAGAACCUUGGUGGAGGUUAGACUUACUAGACAAGUAUGUAGUGACCUCCAUAACUAUCACCAACCGCAAAGACUGCUGUCCUGAAAGGCUUGAUGGAGCUGAGAUACACAUUGGGGACUCUCUGCUGAACAACGGCAACAGCAAUCCACUGGCUGGAAAGAUUUCAUCCAUUCCAGGUGGGAGAUCCCUCACUUUCAAAUGGAAGAAAGGCAUUUCAGGCCGUUACAUCAAUGUGUUAUUACCUGGAUCUAAAGUUCUUACCCUCUGCGAGGUCGAGGUUUACGGUUAUCCAGCUCCUGAUGGUGAAAAUGUGGCUUUACAAGGGAGAGCUACACAGAGUUCCCUCCAUGGAAACGGCUUUGCAUUCAAUGUUGUUGAUGGGAACAAAGAUGGUGUUUACGGUCAUGGAUCCUGUUCCCACACCGAAAAAGCUCUCAAUCCUUGGUGGAGACUGGACCUGCUGAAAAGCCACAAAGUGUUUUCAGUAGUAAUUACAAACACAGCAGACAGUGUUCCUGAAAGACUGAAUGGGGCAGAAAUCAGAAUUGGAAGCAGCCUGGACCAAAAUGGCAAUAACAAUCCCAGGUGUGCUGUGAUCUCUUCCAUUCCUGCUGGUUUUUCCUCCACCUUUGAAUGUGAUGGGAUGGAAGGACGUUACAUUAAUGUUGUUAUCCCAGGACGGGAAGAAUAUCUUACACUGUGUGAGGUUGAAGUGUACGGAUCACCACUGUAUUGAGAAGCACUUGCUUCUUUUUUAAAUGUAAGAUAGAAAAAAACACAUUGCAGAGCUCUCAUAAAGUUUUAAUGUAAUGAAUUCUAUUCCAUGAUACAAACAUGAGGGUGUAAAGAUAGAGAAGAAUUCUGCGUAGAAAUACUAAGGCCCAGACUGACCCCUAGUGGAGUGUGGACCUGUAGAAAAUGCCCCUUAUAACCAAAACCAAGAGAUGAUUAAUGUUCUCACCUGAUAAACUUUGAUGCUCCACUGAUGAACUGAAACUCAUAUAAUGCUAUGGAUAUAUUCUCUGCAUUCAGUGUUUUAAUCUACUAUUUCACCAGACUCUCCAUGUUCUGCUCUUUUUCUAAACAUAAAAAAAUAAAGAGUGUUUGUUUGUUAAGAUAUGACAAAGGGCAGCAGCUAGAAUUUUGUUAUUCUAGCGCUAAUCAUAUUGACUCUAAAAGCCAUUCUAUUAUUAUGUUAUUUAGCUUCAUUAAAACUCUGAAUUUCUCAAAA
Carassius carassius (crucian carp) is the source of this 1491-nucleotide messenger RNA. Its product is annotated as fucolectin-3. Bases 40 to 996 code for a protein of 318 amino acids. NCBI's taxonomy places the organism in Eukaryota, Metazoa, Chordata, Actinopteri, Cypriniformes, Cyprinidae. The transcript has 7 exons. The record is from RefSeq and is a predicted model, not a curated record.